AUGUCACCAAUGAGCCAAUACGAGGACAUGGAAAGGAAGCUCUACGAGACUGCUGGAGUGUGUCUCACAGGCAGUCGCAAGGUCAGACGCUCGAGAGGGGAGGCCUCACAGCUUCUUUAUCUUGAGGAGGUUCUGCGUCGAUCCAUCACUGCGCCUCUCACCCUGAUAAUUAAUGUAGGGCCCCGGUCAAAUCCUCAGGCUCUUGACCUCAUCUCACACCACGCAGAACGAUGGGAAUCGGUCGAUAUCGUGACGCAGUUCAAGCAUCUCCCCAUUCUUCAGCGAGUCAAGGGCCGACUCUGUCUUCUCAAGAAGCUCUCUCUCGUCGUCCUCAAUGUCACAGAGGUCGGCCAGGUCUUUACCAUGUUCGCUGACGCCCCACAGCUCAUCGAUAUUUCUCUCCGCGCGAUGUAUCAUGUUGAAAUGAAAUUCCCGUAUGAUCAGUUCACAAGAUACAAGGACGCCACCUGCAUUCCUUCCAGAGUAUGCAGUGUCCUCACCCUCUCCCACUCGUUGACGACUCUCUCCUUGCUAUCGCUCGCAGAUCCUCCCCAAUUCCCAGCUGCCACAUUCCCCUUCCUCAAGACCCUGCAAGUCGUGUUUACUUGUUGCCCGACUGGACCGCACGCGCUCAACGGCCUGACGAUUCCUGCAAUCGAGUCGAUCCAGAUGGCCGCACAGUCCGGAAACACUGUCGCAUCUCUGAUUACCAUCAUCUCAAACGGCCCAACGCCGUCUCCACUGAGGCGCCUGGCUUUUCGAAGCGAGAUCAUGCGUCCCGAACAGUUGACCACCCUCCUCAAGUCGACGCCGAGCUUGCUGCAUCUUGAUGCAUCACUCCCUCACGAGGUCGACGUCUUCGCGUUGGCGAAUGGGUCCGACGGCGUUCCGGUCGCCCCUCAGUUGCAGACCUGCAAGUUUUAUUUUAACAGCCCGUUUCGGGACCGCCUCGAGGCCAUCGAACGCCUCGUCGAUGCUCGUUGCGAACUUCUAGAAGCAGACGGAGCGUUCAUCCUCCCUGGCGAGCUUCGUCGGUUGAAGUCGCUCUCGCUCUAUUUUGAAGAUCAUGGAGCUGGGUGGACGCAGCAGACAUACCUCCACGGCCUCCAUCCUUCGAGAAUCUCGAAGCAGCUCGAGCAGUUAAGGAGAGAACUAGCGCUCGGGAGUGCAUAUCUAGAUGCAGCGCUCAUCCAGCGGAUCAACUCAAUUAUGUCGCAAGUCGAGGAACCCGAGGUGGACUGUGGCGAUCCCUCAAAUGUUCAGGCCCAGGUAUUGUAUCUAACACUCCACAAUAUCAGCCGAUGGCCUUUAACGACUCUCGGCGGCAAGUUCUAUGCGAAGGAGGCCACCAAUACUAUAAAGCGAUGGGAUGAAGUCUUCAAUCGAGCGCUGGUAGAACCCCGCUGGGUCUUCGAAGGGACUUAUACCCUGAAAUAUCUUCCCCGCGACAAAUCUGAGAUCUCAUCUCCCUCGGUAUCCCUUUCUCCGUCAGAUGAGCUCAUGCCUGUUCGGUGGCCUCAGAAUCUUAACAAUUGGACGUGGUGCCCAUAA
This is a messenger RNA of Cyclocybe aegerita, 1551 nucleotides long. Lineage: Eukaryota; Fungi; Basidiomycota; Agaricomycetes; Agaricales; Hemipholiotaceae. The record is from the annotation of a GenBank genome assembly.